Grammomys surdaster is the source of this 408-nucleotide messenger RNA. RefSeq names its product lipopolysaccharide-induced tumor necrosis factor-alpha factor homolog. Gene Ontology annotation, biological process: regulation of cytokine production. NCBI's taxonomy places the organism in Eukaryota, Metazoa, Chordata, Mammalia, Rodentia, Muridae. The transcript has 4 exons. Gene Ontology annotation, molecular function: zinc ion binding. The record is from RefSeq and is a predicted model, not a curated record. The coding region runs from base 1 to 408 and encodes 135 amino acids.
AUGGCACCCAAAGAGAACCACAACCAUGAGUUUCAGCAGUCUAGGGAGCCACCACCUCCUUAUUACCCUCCUGGCACAAGAGGACCAAGAUUACCUGGAACAUACCCCAUGUACACCCAAGCCCCACCAAUAAUCCAAACAGGCCUAUUCACUGGCAUGCCUCGUGUGACAACUUCUGUGCCGGUGCAGACUGUAUGUCCCUACUGUGGGAAUCAUAUUAUGACAGUGACAACCCCUUUCCCAGGCCUCCUCACCUGGCUGCUGUGCAGUGGCCUCUUUGUGUUUGGGUGCGUCCUGGGUUGCUGCCUCCUUCCCUUCUGCAUGCAGAGCCUCAUGGAUGUGACCCACUCCUGUCCCGUGUGCCAUCACGAGCUAUUCUACUACCGCCGCCUGGGCCUUGGACUAUAG